UUUUGAUUCGCUCGUAAAUCAAUAACAACGAUUACAGUUAUUCGUGUUUUUCGUAAACAGUGACUUCAUUGCAUUAUAAUUUUGGUGAAAUUUUCGUCAAUAAUUCAAAACGGCAUCCCAAAGAUGAGCUUAAAAAACGACAUCAAAAUCAUGCCCCGCUCGAUGGUCUGCGAGGACAGCAAUCUGCGUGGGGACAUCACCAUCUCCGGCGGGUGCGUUAUCCAUCCCAGCACGACCAUCAUUGCCGAGUCAGGGCCCAUCGUGCUGGGCGAGAACUGCAUCGUGGAGGAGUACGCCACGAUCCUGUACCGGAUUCCGAAGCACCACCCUGCCUAUCAGAGUGUGCUGGACGGAACGGUCAAACCGUUGAUCAUUGGGCCGGACAACAUCUUCGAGGUGGGCAGCACGGUCGAAGCGCUCAAGAUUGGCGAACGGAAUUUGUUCGAGUGCAAGAGCUACGUUUCGGCGGACGUAGUGGUCACGAAUGGGUGUGUGAUUGGGGCCGGAUGCCGGCUGGUGGGAGAGCAGGUCCUGGCGGAGAAGACCAUCGUCCAUGGGAGGCAGUGCCAGAUGCGGGAAGCGAUCGAGAUGCAGAAGACCCAGAUGGUGCAGAUGGAUUAUUUGCGGAAAAUUUUGCCUAACUAUCAUCACCUGAAGAAAGCUACGUACGAUCCGAAGAAGGUUCGGGCGCAAGUUUGAAUUGUUUCCAUCGGAACAAUGAUCAUGAAUUAUUAGAAUUUCAACGUACUUUUAUUUUAUAUUAUGCAUAGGCUAACUUAAGGAAAGAAUCAAAUAUUCGUUUCACUUUAUUCCAACUUAACUGCACAUCAAUAUAUAUUAAUUUCAUCAAAAACUA
Molecule: messenger RNA, 856 nt
Organism: Aedes aegypti (yellow fever mosquito)
Lineage: Eukaryota; Metazoa; Arthropoda; Insecta; Diptera; Culicidae
Gene: DCTN6-p27
Product: dynactin subunit 6
Exons: 3
Coding region: 124-699 (191 amino acids)
Biological process (GO): mitotic spindle organization
Cellular component (GO): dynactin complex
Molecular function (GO): dynein complex binding
Source: RefSeq, a predicted model, not a curated record